Myripristis murdjan (pinecone soldierfish) is the source of this 2217-nucleotide messenger RNA. It is a transcript of the gene pex13, whose product is annotated as peroxisomal biogenesis factor 13. Gene Ontology annotation, biological process: protein import into peroxisome matrix, docking. The transcript is spliced from 4 exons. Gene Ontology annotation, molecular function: protein binding. The record is from RefSeq and is a predicted model, not a curated record. Lineage: Eukaryota; Metazoa; Chordata; Actinopteri; Holocentriformes; Holocentridae. Gene Ontology annotation, cellular component: peroxisomal membrane; peroxisomal importomer complex; peroxisome. Bases 145 to 1428 code for a protein of 427 amino acids.
UACGACCUGCGUGAUCGGACGUCGGAGCCGCCGCGGAGCACUGGAAGGCAACACGGACAGCGGCAGGGGAAACGUAUCGCUCACCGGGUGAGGGUUCAGGAUCCGGAGACUCUGUUUUCCCAACUUGUGGACAUAUUUUCCACGAUGGCUUCACAGCCUCCACCGAAACCGUGGGAAAGACGGAUUCCGGGUGCAAUGAGCGCACCUGUUAAUUACAGGUCUACAGACUUUGGAACGGCCGCAGGCCCCUCCACCUCUGCAGGCCCCCCUGUCCUGACCAGGGUUGCGCCCCCAGUGCCUCCUCGUCCCGUCCAGCAGCAGUCCUACCGUCCAGCGUACAGCUCUUUCACCUCCUCUUACAGCCCCUAUGGGAGCUCCAUCUACGGGGGGUACAGCCCCUACGGCUACAGCGGCGGCUACGGCGGCACCUACGGCCUGGGAGGGUACAGCCGCCUCCCCCUCACAGAUGAUGUGGCCCCCAGUCGGUUCGUGCAGCAGGCAGAGGAGAGCAGCCGAGGGGCCUUCCAGUCCAUUGAGAGCAUCGUGCAGGCCUUCACCUCCGUCAGCAUGAUGCUGGACGCCACCUUCUCGGCCGUCUACAACAGCUUCCGCGCCGUGCUGGACGUGGCCAACCACUUGACGCGGCUACGAGCGCAUUUCACUCGGGUUUUCUCGGCCUUCGCCCUGGUGCGCACGUUGCGUUACCUUUACCGACGAGUACAGAGGCUGCUGGGGCUGAGGCCAGAUGCUGAAAACGAGGACUUGUGGGCAGACAGUGCUGGUGAUGCCCUGGCUACCAGUGCAUCCAGAAGCUGUGGAGCAGGCAUGGAGGAUCACAGAGCCGGAGCAGUAAAGUCAUGGCCCAUCUUCCUGUUUUUAGCUGUCGUGCUGGGGGGGCCCUAUCUGAUCUGGAAACUGCUGAGCUCCAACCCAGGGCCUGAAGAAAAUGCCACCAACUGGGCCAGCGGAGAGGACGACCACGUGGUGGCCAGAGCAGAGUACGACUUCACGGCCGCCUCUGAGGAGGAGAUCUCUCUGCAGGCUGGCGACAUGCUCAACCUGGCGCCUAAAGAGCAGCAGCCCAGGGUGCGCGGCUGGCUGCUGGCCAGCGUGGACGGCCAGACCUCAGGCCUUGUCCCGGCCAACUACGUCAAGGUCCUCGGCAAGAGGAGGGGCCGCAAGCACGCCGAGCUGGAGAGGCUCGCCCAGGCCCAGCAGGGGAACCCACAGCCUCCCCAGGCUGACCCGAUGGCCGGCGCAGAGUCGAAUCGAGCCCCCGGCUUCACCCCAGGCCUCAGCGCGGCCUCCGCCUCAGCCACCUCCGAGGAGCUGCUGGAGUCCGUGUACAGAGAAACACCAGCGUCCCUCGGCCUGGCAGCAUCCAGCUCCAGCACGGUGCUCAACAUCCCUGACAAGAUCGACCUGUGACACGUGUGUGUACGUGUGCGCUUGUGUGUGUGUGUGUCAGCAGCAUGUGUUCAUAUACAUGGUUGGCUCAGUCGGUUCAUGUUCUCACUGUUUAGCAAUGAAACUUGACUCUUCAUCGGAUGUCCUGGCGUAUUUGUCCAGGGGAGCGGCUUGCACCUCAUAAAGACUGACUCACGUUAGCGACCCAGCUGCUUGGUGAAAACUUAAACGGUAAAAUAAACGUCUGAUUCGGUCGGGUGAGUCAGUAUCGGUCAGAAACAGUUGGCAGGAUCCUGAGAGUGCGGUUGUCUGGAGCCGAUGUGCGUUUUGAAUUUUGAGGCUGUGUGUAUAUUUCGUUUGUUAAAGGUUACACAAGAAGGGUGUUGUGUUAUCCCUGUACUAUAGCAAAGUUCUCCAGAUCAUGUUUGAUACAGGCUUGAUUUACCUGUGAGCUACACCUGCUCGGUUCCCAGUAGAUGUUGUUUGUUUAAUCUGGAUGUGUAAAAAUGAAUUGAAUCAAGUGCACAGCUGUGUACUAACAGUGUGUCGGACAAAGCCAAGACGUGGUGAACAAUUCCUCUCCUUCCAGUUGAAUGUAAUCGCCUAACUUAGUCCCUGGGAUUGAUUUUGAGCCCUGCUGCCGUUUUGCUCCUGUGUGUCGUCCUCUGGGCUUGUGAGGCGAACCGAGUGGCAGCAGGUCAGAAAAAAAAGGGGUUAAUUUUGCACAUUUCAGCCAUUCUCUCCGGUUACAGAACGUGUAAUUUUGUAAAUACCUAAUAAUUAUUUUGAAAAUAAAUAUUUUCAAAAACA